Molecule: messenger RNA, 1098 nt
Organism: Dichomitus squalens LYAD-421 SS1
Lineage: Eukaryota; Fungi; Basidiomycota; Agaricomycetes; Polyporales; Polyporaceae
Product: glycosyltransferase family 17 protein
Exons: 5
Coding region: 1-1098 (365 amino acids)
Biological process (GO): protein N-linked glycosylation; N-acetylglucosamine metabolic process
Cellular component (GO): membrane
Molecular function (GO): beta-1,4-mannosylglycoprotein 4-beta-N-acetylglucosaminyltransferase activity
Source: RefSeq, a predicted model, not a curated record
AUGCUUGUCCGACGACGCUCCCUGGUCGUUCUCGCCUCAGCGAUCUCAUUCAUGCUCAUUGUGGGCUAUACAAUCCAGUCAAGCCUUCGCAUCCGUAACUUCCUCUCCUACUCCACCCGACCCCUCUGGGACAAACCUCUCGGCCCGCACACGACCCUCCCGCACUACUACGCGGAGGGCGUCGCCUUCGACGACCACCUCUGCGCGCUCCACGGCUGGGCCCCGCGCGAUGAGAACGACCUCCCUGAAGUCUGGGACGCCGUCCUUUUCUCCUCCGAGCUCGACCUCCUUGAAAUUCGCCUACACGAGCUCGACCCUGUCGUCUCUAAGUUCUUCAUCGUCGAGGCCGACCGCACCUUCACCGGUAUCCCUAAGAACCUCACCUUCGCCGAGCACGCCGAGCGCUUCGCCCCCUUCGCGCACAAGCUCGUCCACUCCGUCUUCCAUGCGCGCACGUUGAACCCUGGGGAGAGCCCGUUUGUGAACGAGGGGGACCAGCGGAGACAUAUGGACGCGCUCCUCAGGGAACACGCGCACCAGGAGAGGGAGCGGCUAAAGGUAUCCCCGCUCGUUCUGUUCUCGGACGUGGACGAAAUCCCAUAUGCGCAUACGAUGAAGCUGCUGAGGCGGUGCGAGGCCCCGAACCCCAUCCACCUCCAGAUGCGCGAGUACCUGUACUCGUUUGAGUGGCCCGCGGGCGAGGGGAGCUGGCGCGCGCAGGUGCACCAGCUCGGGUCGCCAAGGAGCGGGUACAACCAUGGACAGGUCGCUGACUGGAAAUUGGCGGAUUCGGGGUGGCACUGUAGCUUCUGCUUCAGGUACCUGCACGAAUUCGCGGACAAGAUGACCGGGUACUCGCAUGCGGACCGCGUAACGGACAAGUCAUUGCUCGACCCGAAGAGGAUACAGCAGACCAUAUGCGAAGGGAAGGAUAUCUUUGGAAUGUUGCCGGAGGCGUACAAGUGGAAGGAUCUUCUUGCUCUCAUGGACAAAGACGCCUAUAGUCAACCAUCUGCCGUACAUGUGCCCGGAUAUCUCAUCGAACAGAGCGAGAAAUUCAAAUUCCUCCUACCUGGAGGUUGCAUACGAGAGCCAUGA